Messenger RNA from Wyeomyia smithii (pitcher-plant mosquito), 505 nucleotides. RefSeq lists its product as uncharacterized. The transcript is spliced from 2 exons. The record is from RefSeq and is a predicted model, not a curated record. Bases 70 to 381 code for a protein of 103 amino acids. NCBI's taxonomy places the organism in Eukaryota, Metazoa, Arthropoda, Insecta, Diptera, Culicidae.
AUCAAUUGUUUAGCAGCUCAAGCAACUUCUUGUAGUGUCCGCAGAAUUACCUCGUCGAAUCGUUUCAAAAUGUUCGUCAAACUGAUCAUCUUCGUAUGUGCCGUUGCCGCCGCAGCUGCACGCCCCAACUUUUCGACCGUCGCUUCCUACUCCUCACCGGCGGUGGUUAGUGCUGGUGCUCCAACUGUCCGAUAUACCUCUCCGUUUGGGUACUCGAGUGUUGCUGCCCCGACCGUCGUUUCUCCGUACAGCGCAUCCGUUACUCCUUAUUCCUAUGGUGCCCCUGUAACCUCGUAUGCCGCCGGAACACCACUCGUUUACACCGGUGGAAAUCCUCUUGCUUAUUCUCCCUACGGAGUGUCCCCAUAUGGUUACUACUAAGAAGAGACAUCAGGAGCUCAGUCAUCUGUACCGAUGAUGUUGAUAUCAGGCAGCGAAGCGUUCUUCAAUCUGGUCAAAGUGCAAAAUUACAAACAAACUCAAUAAAAUUUAUUUGUACAAAUUG